AUGGCGGCCUAUACCAUAGCCUAUACGGCACCCAUAAACCAGGACCAAUUCGAGUCUAAGCUCACACAAGACCAAGUAUGGACCUACAUCGACCUAAAGGCCCACCAUGCCGAGAAAUUCACACCUACCAUUACCAGUUCAGAGAUCCUGCAGGCGUCUGAAGACUGCGAUUUUUUCACUAGGCAAGUAUAUUUCGCUCCGGAUAGCCAUCCUAUGGGCUUGACCGUAGCCGUGGAAAAUCGCUGGCUUUAUCAACCAUGUUGGGUCAAAUAUAGGACAGACGACAGAAGAAACAUUGUCGAUAUGAUCAGCACCGGUUCGGCAGGAGAAUUGCUCUAUACGAGUGUCGUCGAAUGGCGACAUCCAAACAUACGGCCAAACAGUAUCGCGGCUAAGGAUAAAGAGAAGGAAGACCGGGAUACAACGAUCGCGACUAUGCAUCGGAUGGCCCAGGACACGAAGGAAACGAAGUAA
Messenger RNA from Hypoxylon trugodes, 474 nucleotides. Its product is annotated as DUF1857-domain-containing protein. The transcript is spliced from 2 exons. The coding region runs from base 1 to 474 and encodes 157 amino acids. The record is from RefSeq and is a predicted model, not a curated record. Lineage: Eukaryota; Fungi; Ascomycota; Sordariomycetes; Xylariales; Hypoxylaceae.